CUUCGAGGCCCCUCCUAAACCGCCACUGCCCCCCCAAAAAAAACACCUCACUUAAUCACCUUCCAACCGAGGGGGACAAAAAAAAAGCCAAAGAUGGCAACCAACCUCAACGGCGCCGCCAACGGUUCGUCCAACAAUGACGAUUUCACCGUCAAGGCCGGCCUGGCGCAGAUGCUCAAGGGCGGCGUGAUCAUGGACGUGACGACGGCGGCCGAGGCGCGCAUCGCCGAGGAGGCCGGCGCCGUCGCCGUCAUGGCGCUGGAGCGCAUCCCCUCCGACAUUCGCAAGAUGGGCGGCGUGGCGCGCAUGUCCAACCCGGAGAUGAUCAAGGAGAUCCAGGCGGCCGUGACCAUCCCCGUCAUGGCCAAAGCCCGCAUCGGCCACGUGGUCGAGUGCCAGAUUCUCGAGGCCUUGGGCGUCGACUAUGUCGACGAGAGCGAGGUGCUCACCCCCGCCGACGACCAGUUCCACGUGCCCAAGCACGACUUCAAGGUCCCCUUUGUCUGCGGCUGCCGCAACCUGGGCGAGGCCCUACGCCGCAUCAAGGAGGGCGCCGCCAUGAUCCGGACCAAGGGCGAGGCCGGCACGGGCGACGUCGUCGAGGCCGUCAAGCACAUCCGCACCGUCAACGCCGAGAUUGCCCGCGCCCGCGCCGCGCUCGCUGCGGGCGGCGAGCUCGCCGUUACCGCCAUGGCCCGCGAGAUUGGGUGCGAUGCCGCGCUUCUCAAGCAGACGGCCGAGCUGGGCCGCCUGCCCGUCGUCAACUUUGCCGCGGGCGGUGUGGCGACACCCGCUGACGCCGCUCUCAUGAUGCAUCUCGGCUGCGAUGGCGUGUUUGUCGGCAGCGGCAUCUUCAAGGACGCCGAGUCCCCCGAGCACGCCGCCAAACGGGCGCGCGCCAUUGUCAAGGCCACGGCGCACUACACCGACAAGCAGGCGCUGAUCGAAGCCAGCAUUGAGCACGGCACAGCCAUGGCCGGCAUCAGCAACGCCGGGUUGAGGCCGGAAGAAAAGAUGGCGGGUCGAGGAUGGUAAGAGUCCUGGACUCCUGAUGGCAGGAGCAACGGGGGCGUGGAGUGGGUAUGGACGCGCAGCAUAAAAACAUGGGGUUAUGCAUGAGUUCUCUGGCAAGCUUUCUUCUUCUUUAGGCAUUGGCAGGUUUUAGUCGUAUCACUGUUGAGCACGGCUCAAAGGGAAUGGGUUAGGACCUCCGCUUCGAGCAAUAGCGUGCAUCAUCAGUUGGAGGACAUCUCAUGGCGGAUCAUUUACACAGGACAGUCGUCUUCAACAACAGUGCUAUACCCACAGGGCAAAGACUCACAGGAAAUGAAUCUAAAUAGCAUUGAUGCCGUCAUUUUCUAAACCAUGACGCUUGUCAAUAACGGCUCUUCUAGCGGAAACGGAAAGUGGUAGUGCAAUCAACUACGAUACGCUGCUCACUAA
Messenger RNA from Canariomyces notabilis, 1443 nucleotides. Its product is annotated as vitamin B6 biosynthesis protein. Gene Ontology annotation, molecular function: amine-lyase activity. The record is from RefSeq and is a predicted model, not a curated record. Lineage: Eukaryota; Fungi; Ascomycota; Sordariomycetes; Sordariales; Chaetomiaceae. The coding region runs from base 94 to 1035 and encodes 313 amino acids. Gene Ontology annotation, biological process: pyridoxal 5'-phosphate biosynthetic process; pyridoxine biosynthetic process; amino acid metabolic process. The transcript has a single exon.